GCUGCACCACACUUCUUCUUUCUUCCUUCCCCUCUCGCUCGCCUCCGUGACGUCGUUGCCAUUUCGCUGUGGCGCCCGAAUAGAAGCCAAAACGAAGAAGUACACAUAUAAUAGCAAGGAAACACCUGAGCUCUUUCUUUUACCGCUCUUCCUCGUGCCGACUCACUUACACGUCUUGUGAUUUCGUCGAGCGAAAGAGGUGGAAAUACUUUUUUGCCUUCUCUCCUCUUUUCUCUCUUUCUUUAGGAGUACCUCCACACACACACACACGCGCACUGAUCUAUCGACAAUCGCUCUCCAAUGAGUCGCAGUGCCAUUAUCCCGCCGGUCUACCCAAACCGCGAUGCCCAGGACGUUGAGAACCACCGCGUCACGGCCGCCGUCGCCGACCUCGCCGAGAACAGCCUCGGCAUCGCAGACAACUUCGCCACGUACGCGGAGGGCCGUCUGCCGCCCCUGGGCCACAACGCCGAGCGCUUGACGGCCGCCGUGCAAGAGCUGUUCGCCCGCUACCAGCAUGAGCGUCCCGCCGGCUGGGAGGAGACGCGGUUCCUCGCCGAGUGUGCCCAGCGCGUGACGCCGGCGCAACUGGAGGAGAUCUACGCCCGGCCCACCCUCGACGUCGAGGCGGUGACCAAAGCGCUGCGUGAGCUGGAGCACGCCGACCUCACCCGCGGCCGCUACUUGGUGAUGCGCGACAAUCUGACCGCGCUGAACCCGCACUGCGGGGCGCGGACCGUCGUGCACGUCCCGGAGGCGCUCACCGCGCUGCACGACAUCCAGCACGUCGACCCGGCGGAAGAAAUCAAAGAUGAGCUGGCCGAGAUGGACGUGCAGCGGGUGCACUGCGCGGCGGAGGUGAAGGAGGCGCAGAACGUGUACGACGCAGCCCGCGCGAGCGAGGACGUGGUGGCGGUGGAGCGGGCACAUCGGCACCUGAUCGCGGCGCAGUACGAGUACGUGGUGUGCUACGCGAAGCGGCUGCACUUCCUCAACGAGACGGAGAGCGGGGGCGAGGUGGUGCACUUUGCGGAUCGCCUGGAGAAGAUCCGGCAAGACGCGGAGGACGGCGUGAAGGAGUUCAGCGAGGACAAGGAGGCGCUGCGGGACGCCCUGCAGGCGGACAUGGACAAGUGCAAGGAGGCAGGCACGCAGGAGGCCGCGGCCCACGACGCCGCACGCACCGCCUUCGAGGAUCAGAAAAAGGCGAUGGGGGACAACUUGAACGCGCUGAUUGAGCGCAAGUUGCAGCUGAUUGAGGAAAUCGAGCAGCGCGCGGCGGAGCUGCGGGACGUGAUGGAGCGUCAGCGCGCCGUCACCCAAGACGUCGCCGAGGCCGUGAAGGCAGAAGCGGAGCGGGUAACGGCGCACGACGAGUUCGUGCAGAUUGCGGAUCAGCACGAGCGGCGUCUGCAGAAGUGCCUCGACUACUGCGCCGACUGCGCGCCGGUGGUGCAGGAGAUGGAGGCGUACGUGAGGAACAUGGUGCCGAAGCUGCCGUGCGACGCGUCGGAGAAGGCCCUGAACGACAUCAUCGACCGCGAGACGGCGGGCUUCUUGGAGGCCUACCGCGCCUUUGUCUUCUCCUGCGGCGACCUCACCGUGAAGAAGACGCACCGCCUCGACACAUUGGAGCGGCAGGCGCGGCUCGCGCAGCACAACCGCGACAGCGCGAUGGACAGCCUCGACCCCAACUACGAACAAUACCGCGGCGAGCUGGCGGAGGUGCUCGCGCAGGCGCAGGCGGUGGAAGGCGUCAUCAACGCCCUCCACGCUACCCAGGAUGCCGGCGAGCAGGUCUUUGAGUCGGUGGAGGACAUCGUGCUCUCCUCCUGUGCUCGCGCCGGAGACACCUUUGUGCACCCCCUGCAGGAGUUCGGUCACGAGUCCGUCGCCGCGCGCACGCGGUUUGUGGACCACUCGAGCAAGUACGUGGAGGGCGAGGAGCAGGAGGUGAGCCUAAAGCGCGCGCAGAUCGCCAACGCGAAGGCGCUCGUAGCGAAGGAGCAGCAGGCGUUGGAGCGCGCCGUGGCGGCGGCGGCGGCACGCGGGGAGAGUGGGGCGGCGGCCAUCACCGCAGCGCCCACGAAGGAGAGCGCCGCCGCCCCCUCGACCCCGCCGGCCCAAAUUGAACUGUGA
Molecule: messenger RNA, 2139 nt
Organism: Leptomonas pyrrhocoris
Lineage: Eukaryota; Euglenozoa; Kinetoplastea; Trypanosomatida; Trypanosomatidae
Product: putative mitochondrial paraflagellar rod component
Exons: 1
Coding region: 301-2139 (612 amino acids)
Cellular component (GO): motile cilium
Molecular function (GO): calmodulin binding
Source: RefSeq, a predicted model, not a curated record